AUGGCGCUUUCAUCACCACCACCUGACCAGCGCGGCUCAUCCGAUGCCAUCGUGACCACAGCACCACCCACCUCGGAUCCGGUUGCAGCACUUCGAGAGGCGCGCCGGUCUGCCAAGCUCAACGUGACUGCGUGGCUGGACAAUCACAUCCAACAGACAUCUGUCGGACACUCCGAGACGUUGGCCUCUACCGAUGAGGAGGGCGCGUCUCGAACUGCCACCACCAAGCUCGACGACACCUCGUCCGCCUUGCGGCAACUCUCGCUCGCACUAUCGUCCGUCCGAGAUGCCUCGCGCACCGAGGCAGACCAGAUCAUCAGGUCGCUCGUUGCUACCAUCCCCAAGAUUGGAAUCGAGCUCAAACUCAUGUCAGACACUGCGCUCACCCUGCAGUCCCGUGUCAAGACACUGCAGACAGACUCCUCCGGCACGGAGCCCGCCACCGACGCAGCACUCGCAAGGAUAGCCGCCCUCUCCAAGGCCAAAUCCGACCUCAUCGAUGCAAGGCAUGUGCUCAGAGAGGCGCAGGCGUGGUCUACACUCGAAAGCCAGGUCACCGUGCUCCUGAGCGAGCAAAGGUGGCAGGAGGCUGUCGACCGCGUCGUCAAAGCCACCGACUCCCUGCGUCUCUUCAGUGGAUCGGCAAAGUCCAACGAGGAAAGAGGCGCUCUGCUCGAGUCGCUCACGCAGAGGAUACACGAGCAUCUUGCACCCGUGCUCGCCCAAGCCAUCGCGACAAGAGACGCCGACACCGUCCACAGUACAGCCGGCCUGCUCUCCCUCACCCGCAACGGAGUGGCCAUCUUCUUUCAGAUUUACACCAACGCUCGCUCAGAGUCUCUCCUGUCCCGCUGGGCGCAAACCGCUUCAGAGACGAGCGAAAAGUCGCUGCCAGCGCAACUCAGCUCGCUCUUUGGAGAUCUGCUGGCUUUGCUCGGCGAAGAACGAGUGGCUUCGUCGCGUCUCUUCACCGAUCCCAACAAAGCCGUCCAGCUGCUUACGGCAGACAUUAUGGCCCGUCUCGAUCCUCCUAUUCACGCCAGUAUCCAACACGCCACCCGUGCGCCCGAUCUCGAGUCGUUCCUCACCGCCCUCACCGACGCAUACAAGGCAUCCGAAGAGGCCAUCCGCGCCGUACAGGCCAUUUUGCCGGAACGUACACAGGACAAGUCGGACGACGAGCCCGAGUCUGCCUCUAUACCGAUCGACAGCAGUGUGCUUUCCUCGUCAAACACGGACAAGACCUGGCUGAGGCUCAUGCUCGAGUCCUUUCUUCCGUAUCAGGAACGUCUCUCGACCUUCGAAGCUGAGGCCAUGCAGUCGCGUCUGCACACAUUGCAGGCCUCAUCGCCUUCGACCAGCGCCACCAUCUCAAGCGCUUCUACGCAGUCUUUGCAGGUGGCGAAAGCCGCGCUACGACGUUCUACUGCACUCACAAAGACAUUCGCAACGCCGUCUCUGCUUCCCUCGUUGGAUGCUCUCCUGGAGGGCGCCAUGAGCAGAGCCAAGCUCGAGCUGGACUCGGAUUUGCAGCGCGCGCUCCGCGAAGUGCAAGCCAGGAUCCGCAGUUUCCAUACGAAUGAGCGCGCAGGCCAAGCAUCGCUCACUUACGACGAGCGUGGAGACGUACUCACCUCAAGCGACUGGGACGACUUCAGAAAGACGACCGAAAAGCUCAAGACAUGCCGCGAAUCGCUCGCUGCUGUGCGCGCAUUGGAAGAGACGAUCGCAUACCAGAUCUCGGAGCUCAAACCGCUUGUCAAGGCUCCGGGCGAGGAUGGACCCGAUUUCACCAGCCCUAUAUCGGCGCUGGCCACAUCUUCGCUCAACACGGCAGCGCUGCACGAGCUCAUCUCCAAGUCGAAGCGCAUGCUGUCGGCGUCGUCGUGGGAUGCGUCUGCAUCUGCCUCGCCCGAGCUGCAGCUGCUUCCCACCGCGCGCGCUUCCAUACUGGCGAUUGCCAGGGCGGUGCAGACGUUCCUGCACGAGCUCGUGUUGUCGCAAUUCCUGCCCGAGCUCGAGGUGUACGCGAGCCUGAGCAUCUGGACCUCCAGCAAACACCCGAGCGUGGUCAACGAGUACGACCUCGCCAUGCCCAAGUUCAGCUUCAGCCCCACCGAGGCCAUGGCGCGCAUCGGCGAGGCGAUGCUCAACCUGCCGCGUCUCUUCGAGGCGUAUGCGGACGAGGCGCUGCUCUUCUGCCUCAACAGUGACGCAGACCGAGGGGGCGCGGACAAAGUGGCGGCCAACGCUUCGCACGGGCGACACGCAUCGAUUGCGAUCGUAGACCCCGCUGCGGACCGGUCGAGCAUGCAUCGGGCGGCUUUCUCCACCACGGCGGCGCCUGCAGCGCGUGCGACUUUAGACACGGACGAGGAUGCGAGCGAGGCCGGUAUUCUGUCACAGUAUCUGCGCUCCUUGCUCACGCUCUUCCUCACGCGCUUCCUCUCGGGUGUGCUGCCGUCGCUGCCACGGCUGACCGAUAUCGGGGCCGCGCAGUUGGCGGCGGACCUGGACUAUCUAGGCAACAUCUCAUCGGUCAUCUACGCCGAGAGCGACGCCGUGCUGCGCUUCUGGAAAAAGGCGGCUGAGCUUGACACGGAUACCGGCCGGCGACUGGUGAGCGAGCAUGUAGUCGGCACCGCAGGCACAGGCGCCGACGACGACGCACGCAGCUUUGUCGCCUCGGACGCGUUCCGAACCGUCGCCAGGCUGCGCGGCUGGAUGUGA
Messenger RNA from Moesziomyces aphidis, 2730 nucleotides. NCBI's taxonomy places the organism in Eukaryota, Fungi, Basidiomycota, Ustilaginomycetes, Ustilaginales, Ustilaginaceae. The record is from the annotation of a GenBank genome assembly.